Erythranthe guttata (spotted monkey flower) is the source of this 1943-nucleotide messenger RNA. RefSeq names its product D-lactate dehydrogenase (DUF668). The record is from RefSeq and is a predicted model, not a curated record. NCBI's taxonomy places the organism in Eukaryota, Viridiplantae, Streptophyta, Magnoliopsida, Lamiales, Phrymaceae. Gene Ontology annotation, biological process: positive regulation of growth.
CGCGCCUCUUAGACUUGUCAUUUCUCAACUCUCAACUACCCAGACAACAAUCCCUUCUCAUCCAAGAAUCAAGAAUCCUCUUUUUUUGAAAAAAAAAAAACAGAAAAAUCAAAAUGGGAGGGAGGUCUUCAAAGCAGAGUUCAACAUCAAAUUCAAAUUCAGGGAAGAAGAAGAAACAGAGGGAUAUGAAUAAGGUUGUAAUAACUCCACCAUCCGUACAAGAAUCCAUAGAUAAGCCAACUGCAGUAGCUCAAGAAUCACCAAAAUUGUCUGCUCAGUAUUCAAAUAUCAGCGAUACCGAUGAAUUUUACGACGGAAUUCCUCGCUAUCGCAGGAGUUUAACCCUCAAAUCUAGAUCAUAUAGGGGCACAAAGGUUUCGGAAGUGGGUUCGAUUCUGGGAAGAGCUGGUAGUGCUGGACUCGGAAGGGCGGUAGACGUAUUGGACGCGCUCGGAACUAGUGUCACCAGUUUGAACUUAAAAGGCGGAGGAUUCGUUUCCGGUUCGACUACCAAAAACAGUGAACUUACCAUUUUAGCCUUUGAGGUAGCCAACACAAUUGUGAAAGCAUCAAACCUUAUGGAAUCGCUUUCGAUGCGAAGCAUAAGGCAAUUAAAAGAAGUAGUGCUUCCCGCUAAAUACGUCCAGCUGUUAAUUUCAAACGACACCGACGAACUUUUGAGCAUAGUUGCCUCCGACAAAAGAGAGGAGCUGAAAGUUUUUGCGGGAGAGGUAGUUCGGUUCGGAAAUCGAUGUAAAGAUCCUCAGUGGCACAACUUGGACCGCUUCUUCGAGAAACGUAGCAGAGAUAGAACCCCUCAGAAGCAGUUGAAGGAAACAGCCGAAGCGGUGAUGCUGCAGCUCAUGACUUCUGUUCAACUUACAGCUGAGCUUUACCAAGAGCUGCAUGCGCUCGACAGAUCUGAACAAGAUUAUCAACGUAAGCGUCUCGAGGAGUUCAAAUCCAAUGCCUCGCAAAGAGGAGACAGGGACAACAGCGUAAACGUUUUGUUAGGGGAAAUAAAAAGCCAACGGAAAGUAGUGAAAAACUUAAAGAAAAAGUCUUUGUGGUCCAGAAGUAUGGAAGAGGUUAUGGGGAAGCUUGUGGAUAUCGUGCUGUUUUUGAAUCAGGAAAUAAACAACACCUUCGGCAAUCCAGUCACACCAAGAGGUGAAGGUGAAAAACCCGAAAAACGAAUCAGCAAUCAGCAAAAACUGGGACCCGCCGGGCUUGCAUUACAUUAUGCUAACAUUAUUCUGCAAAUCGACGCAAUUGUAGCUCGUCCGAGUUCCGUGUCACCAGAGUCAAGAGAUACAUUGUAUCAAAGCUUGCCACCGAAUGUAAGAGAUUCUUUACGAUCAAAGCUGCAGACUUUCCACGUCGGAAAAGAGCUGACUGUGACACAAAUCAAAGACGAGAUGGAGAAGACGUUGCAUUGGCUUGCUCUCGUCGCCACAAACACAGCCAAAGCACAUCACGGAUUCGGUUGGGUCGGAGAGUGGGCUAACACCGGCUCCGCACAUAAUCACAGAACAGUGGGGCCCAUCGACAUUAUGCAAAUCGAGACACUACACCAUGCAGACAAGCAAAAGACAGAGGCUUACGUUAUCGAUCUUCUGUCAUGGCUUAACUAUUUGGUCAACCGGUCAAAGCCCGUUGCCAAGAAAGGCGGUGCUGUGAAGCCAUCACCGAAAACUUCGGGAAUUUCGAAUCGGGAGUUUGUGCAUGAUUUAAAUGUUGAAAGAAAUAAAUUAGGUGAAGACGAAACGGAGGUACAUUCGUCUGCUAAUAAUACCUUCGAUCAUCUUUCUGCGAUUGAUAGAGUGUAGUGGACUGUAUUCAUUUUCUUUUCUUCUUCUUUUUUUUCUUUUUUUUUUUUUUGAAAUAGUUUGUACACAACUGGAUUAUGAUGUAAUUAAAGAUUGAACAGCAUAUUUUAUGUA